AAUCUCUUUGGAUAAAAAACUGUCCUUCAACGGUCAAGGGAAGGUACCACUUAGGUUUAUCACGUGUGUCAUUGGUUGUGAUUUAGUUUGGUAGAUUGGCUGCUAAUUUUAUUUACUGUGACAACUUCUGUAACAUUUAUCUAAAUUUAAUAACUACAAUGUUGUGUUUUAAUGCAUUGUAAAAGUGAUGUUUUAAUGCCGUGUUUGCCCCUGAUGAAGUAUUGUAGAGGGAAUAAACGUUUAUUAUUUUGUACUAACAAGUUGGAUUUCAGGAAUCCCUAUUAUAAAACGUUACAUAUUCUUAAAUAACGUUUAUUAUUUUUUUAAUUACUCGUUGUAUUAAAUUACCGAUUCUUUAAGGCAAAAUGAGAUUAAUAAGUCAAGAAAAACUUUCUGAACUUCAGAAAAAUCCUAAAAACAUAAGAAAUAUAUGUAUUGUUGCCCAUGUUGAUCAUGGAAAAACAACUUUGGCAGACUCUCUCAUUGCAAGUAAUGGUGUAAUAUCUCCCAGAAUGGCCGGGAAGUUAAGGUACAUGGACAGCAGGAAAGAUGAGCAAGAGAGAGGAAUAACUAUGAAGAGCAGUUCCAUUUCACUAUAUCAUACACUAGGUGGUUCAGAGUACCUGAUCAAUUUAAUUGAUUCGCCCGGUCAUGUGGAUUUUUCCUCCGAAGUUUCCACAGCUGUUAGACUUUGUGAUGGUGCGAUUCUAGUAAUAGAUGUUGUUGAAGGUGUUUGCCCUCAAACUCAGGUUGCAUUAAGACAAACUUGGAUUGAAAAUAUCAAACCCGUUCUUGUGCUGAACAAAAUCGAUAGACUGAUUUUAGAAAUGAAAUUGACACCUUUAGAUGCUUUUAUUCACUUAACUCAAAUUUUAGAGCAGGUUAAUGCGGUAAUGGGUGAAUUGUUUGCUACUGAAGUACUCGGAAGAACUGAAAAAGAAUCUUCUCAAACACCGAACCAAACUCAUACUACUUAUGAUUGGGAUUCUGGAUUAGAUGAUGCAGAUGAUUCAAACAUUUAUUUUUCACCAGAAUUAGACAACGUAGUUUUCGCUAGUGCUAUAGAUGGCUGGGGUUUUCGGCUAGAUAACUUUGUCAAUUUAUAUGCAACAAAGUUUGAUUUAGAUGAACAACAUUUAAAAAAAUGUCUUUGGGGAGAUUUUUACUUUAACUCGAAAACAAAAAAAAUCUUACCUGGUGCUCAGGAAAAGGCCAAAAAACCCAUUUUUGUCCAGUUUGUUCUGGAUAAUAUUUGGGCUCUUUAUGAUACGAUUUGUGUCAGAAAGGAUAAAGAAAAACUUUCAAAAAUUAUCGAGACUGUUGGUGUAAAAAUAACAACUAGAGAUAUGCGACACAACGAUCCUAAAGUUCAAUUGCAAGCCGUUAGCAGCCAGUGGCUGCCCUUGGCAAAUUCAGUGCUCGAAAUGGUUUGUCAGAUCUUACCACCCUCCAAUCAGCUUCCAGAAGAAAAAGUUGAAAAGCUGAUGUGCUCUACUAAAGAAAGCUUACAACAUUAUCCGCUUGAAACUCAGUCUUUGAAAAAGGCAUUUCUGAAUUGCUCGUCAACUGAAAAUGAUCCACUUAUUGUUUACAUUUCAAAAAUGUUUCCAAUGGAAAGAAAAUCACUUCCUCAAAACAGACCACAAGCUCUGACUCCUGAAGAAAUGGCUAAGAGGAGGGAGCAGGCCAAAUUGCGCCACGCUGCUAAAUUAGCCGGAACAGUUUUAGAAGACGAAGCCGACAAGGCUCCAACACCAGAGCCUGAACCUGAACUUUCUGAAGAUGUAUUCAUUGCGUUUGCGAGGGUCUAUAGUGGGUGUUUAAAGCAGGGUUCGUCAGUUUAUGUUCUCGGGCCAAAACAUGAUCCUGCUGAAGCUCUGAGAAUGAUUAAAAAAGGAGAAGAAAUAGAAGAAAACAUACCUGUUAAGGACUGGAAACCAGGACAUCAUGCAACGAAGAUCAAGAUAUCAGAACUCUAUCUUAUGAUGGGAAGAGAGUUGGAAAUUGUAAACGAAGCUCCUGCUGGAAACGUUAUCGGUAUCGGUGGUCUUGACGACUAUGUCUUAAAGUCUGCUACUCUUUCAUCCGAAAUAUUUUGCCCUUCAUUCUCGGAAAUAACACUCAUGGCAGUUCCUAUUUUGAGAGUUGCCGUAGAGCCUGUCAAACCUUCUGAUCUUCCUCAGUUAAUCAAGGGUUUGAAACUUCUAAAUCAAGCCGAUGCUUGUGUACAGGUUUUAGUUCAAGAAACUGGAGAACAUGUGUUAAUCACAGCAGGUGAAGUUCAUUUGGAAAGAUGUCUUGAUGAUCUUCGCACUAGGUUUGCUAAAAUAGAAAUUAAUUCUUCCGAACCUAUCAUCCCUUUUCGAGAAACUGUUGUCCCUCCACCCGUACUCGAUAUGGUUAAUGAAGCAAUACAAGAACAAUACAUAUCUAAGAAGGAAACAACAGAAAGCUCAAAUGUAGAUUCGGAAGGCUUAGUAACAAUGACUACUCCGGGCAAGCAAGCUGAAAUAAAAAUUUUGUGUGCCUCUCUUCCCGCCAGUGUUACAGAUAUUUUAGAUAAAAAUGUUGACCUAAUCAAAAUAGUUGACAAAUUUAUUAGCAGUUUGGAAAAAAUCAACAAAAUCGAGGAUGGUUUAGACAAGUUGAAUUUGAAAGAUGAAAACAUAACAAAUAUUCCAUUACAACUGUCCGAGAAAACAUUACGAGAAAUAAGUAUUUUUAAAGAAAAGUUAGCUCAUGCCUUCAGUGAGGCAGGUCCUCCAUGGAGUGAAGAUAAUUUUGUUGAAAAAAUUUGGAGCUUUGGUCCUAGGCGUUGUGGUCCGAAUAUAUUAUUUAAUACAAUCCAAGGUUACCAUCAUAAUUUUUGGGAACAAGCCACUGCUGAAGUCAGUAACAGUAUGUUACAUGAAUACAACAGCAGUUUCAUAAACGGUUUCCAAAUGGCCACGUUGGCAGGGCCACUGUGCGAAGAGCCUAUGAUGGGUGUCGCUUUUAUCAUCAAAGAUUGGACAAUUGAAAGUACUGCGAGCGGUGCUUAUGGCCCUUUCUCCGGCCAGAUAAUGUCUGCUGUUAAAGAAGGUUGCAGAAAGGGUUUCCAAGCCCAACCACAGAGACUCAUGGCUGCCAUGUAUAAGUGCAACAUACAAGUCAAUGCUGAAGUCUUAGUUCCCCUAGCAUCUGCGCAUGGAGAGCCCUAUGUCCUAUACGUUACUCUAGAAAGACUUCUUGAAUCGCGUAAUGGUCUUGCUUUACGUUUCGAAGUUGUCGGUGUAGGAGAUGCUGAAUAA
Messenger RNA from Nezara viridula (southern green stink bug), 3290 nucleotides. The record is from the annotation of a GenBank genome assembly. NCBI's taxonomy places the organism in Eukaryota, Metazoa, Arthropoda, Insecta, Hemiptera, Pentatomidae.